Emericellopsis cladophorae is the source of this 1197-nucleotide messenger RNA. RefSeq lists its product as uncharacterized. Bases 1 to 1197 code for a protein of 398 amino acids. The transcript has a single exon. The record is from RefSeq and is a predicted model, not a curated record. NCBI's taxonomy places the organism in Eukaryota, Fungi, Ascomycota, Sordariomycetes, Hypocreales, Bionectriaceae.
AUGCUUUCCAACACUUUUGCCUUCCUUGGCAUGGCCUCUGCUGCCACCGCCCACAUGCUCAUGACCAACCCGGUCCCCUACGGAAACCCCAACAACAGCCCCCUGGAGGCUAACGGCUCCGAUUUCCCCUGCAAGAACGCCUCUCCCGACGGCAGCGUUGGCCAGAACGUUUACAAGGCCGGUAGCACCCAGGCUCUCACAUUUCAGGGUGGUGCAACUCACGGCGGCGGCUCGUGCCAGGUUUCCGUCACCACCGAUCUCAACCCUACCCGCGACUCCGAGUGGAAGGUUAUCAAGUCUAUUGAGGGCGGCUGCCCAGCUCGCGGGGAGGUUGGCAACAUUGGCACCGAUGCCAGCGCUGCUGACCCCUACGAGUAUGACUUCGAGAUUCCCGAGGAGAUGCCUGAGGGUGAAUAUGUCUUGGCUUGGACUUGGUUCAACAAGGUCGGCAACCGUGAGAUGUACAUGAACUGUGCUUCCGUGCAGAUCACCGGUGGCUCUGGCGACGACUCCUUCCUCUCUGGUCUCCCCGACAUGUUCGUGGCGAACAUUGGAGAAGAGUGUGGCACUGUGGACUCGACCGAUGUUAUGUUCCCCAACCCAGGCAAUGUUGUCGAGCGCCUUAAUGGAGCGACCGAUGCUUUUGCUAAGCCUACCGGCCCUGGUUGCCCUGCUCCCAACGGUGGCGGUGAUGGUGGCAGCCCCAACGCCCCUCAGCCUACUGCUUCUGUCCCCUCCGCUCCCGAGGACGCUGCACCCACAUCGGCCCCUAUUGCGACCAGCGCCUCGAUUUCCACCGGGCCCAAGCCGACCGCUACCAUCCCUGGAGGUGUCUUCAUCACUGUUCCCACAACUGAUCCCGUGGCUCCUACUGCUACCCCAGAGCCUGAGCAGCCAACCCAGCCUGAGCAGCCAACCCAGCCUGAACAACCCCAACCCGAGGAGCCUACCACCCCUGAGCCCGAGGUUCCCUCCUCUGGAUCUGGCUCGCAGGCCGCAGGCUCUCCCUGCACAAUCGAGGGUACUUGGAACUGCGUGGGCGGAUCUUCCUUCCAGCGCUGUGCUAGCGGUGUCUGGUCAGGGAUCAUCAACCUCGCGCAAGGCACCACUUGCGAUGAGGGCCAGUCUGAGGCACUCAGCGUUCACGCAUCCGCUGGCGAGCGAGCCAUGCGUCGCGCUCAGCGUAUCCGCUACUAA